CAGCUGGAGCGACUUCCUUCCUCUUUGAGCAAGAUGGCGGGAGGCGAGGUUGGCGUGACUCUUGGCCAGCCACAUCUGUCUCGUCAGGAUCUCACCACUUUGGACGUUACUAAGUUGACGCCACUUUCACACGAAGUUAUCAGCAGACAAGCCACAAUUAACAUAGGUACAAUUGGUCACGUAGCUCAUGGGAAAUCCACAGUUGUAAAAGCUAUUUCCGGAGUUCACACCGUCAGGUUCAAAAAUGAAUUAGAAAGAAAUAUUACAAUCAAGCUUGGAUAUGCUAAUGCUAAGAUUUAUAAACUUGAUGACCCAAGUUGUCCUCGGCCAGAAUGUUAUAGAUCCUGUGGAAGUAGUACACCUGAUGAGUUUCCUACAGACAUUCCAGGGACUAAAGGGAACUUCAAAUUAGUCAGACAUGUUUCCUUUGUUGACUGUCCUGGACACGAUAUUCUGAUGGCUACUAUGCUGAAUGGGGCAGCAGUGAUGGAUGCAGCUCUUCUGUUGAUAGCUGGCAACGAAUCUUGUCCUCAGCCUCAGACUUCUGAACACCUGGCUGCUAUAGAAAUCAUGAAACUGAAACAUAUUUUAAUUCUACAAAAUAAAAUUGAUUUGGUAAAAGAAAGUCAGGCUAAAGAACAGUAUGAACAGAUCCUUGCAUUUGUACAAGGUACAGUAGCAGAAGGAGCUCCCAUUAUUCCAAUUUCUGCUCAGCUGAAAUACAAUAUCGAAGUAGUCUGUGAGUACAUAGUAAAGAAAAUUCCAGUACCCCCAAGAGACUUUACUUCAGAACCCCGACUUAUUGUUAUUAGAUCCUUUGAUGUCAACAAACCUGGCUGUGAAGUUGAUGACCUUAAGGGAGGUGUAGCUGGUGGUAGUAUUCUAAAAGGAGUAUUAAAGGUGGGCCAGGAGAUAGAAGUCAGACCUGGUAUUGUUUCCAAAGAUAGUGAAGGAAAACUUAUGUGUAAACCUAUCUUCUCCAAAAUUGUAUCACUUUUUGCAGAACAUAAUGAUCUUCAGUAUGCUGCUCCAGGGGGUCUUAUUGGAGUUGGAACGAAAAUUGACCCCACUUUGUGCCGGGCUGACAGAAUGGUGGGGCAAGUACUUGGUGCAGUUGGAGCUUUACCUGAGAUCUUCACAGAAUUGGAAAUCUCCUACUUCCUACUUAGACGGCUUCUAGGUGUACGCACUGAAGGAGACAAGAAAGCAGCAAAGGUGCAAAAGCUGUCUAAGAAUGAAGUGCUCAUGGUGAACAUAGGCUCCUUGUCAACAGGAGGGAGAGUUAGUGCCGUCAAGGCUGAUUUGGGCAAAAUCGUUUUAACUAAUCCCGUGUGCACAGAAGUAGGAGAAAAAAUUGCCCUUAGCCGAAGAGUUGAGAAACACUGGCGUUUAAUUGGUUGGGGUCAGAUAAGAAGAGGAGUGACAAUCAAGCCAACAGUAGAUGAUGACUGAAGAAUCUCUGUUAAAUAAUACUUUGGAUGGAGUUGGAAUUUCUCUUAACCUAGGGGUAUAUUUUCAAAGCAAUACUAGGGAAUUAAUUUCACAGCUCAUUACCUUAUUAGUAACAUUCUCAUGUUUUGGUGAUUAAAAUUUAACCUCUAGUACUAAAAUAGGGUCUUUAAUAAAAAUUGGAAUCAUGUUGGACUGAAUUUGUAUUUUAGCAGAAGUUAAGCAUUCCUGAAUCAUGUCUAAUUUGUAUAUCAAGGCAAAUUUGAAAUGAAACUGCUACAGCCAGCCUUUGCUGUAGCACACAUACCACUGAACCUGUUUGAAAUAAAGUUCUUUUUCAUGAUUCAUCUUUAAGUAGCUCCAAGCUGAAGGACUUGCACCAGUAAAAACUUGACAAUGCAAAAUCUUGGAGAACAGCUACCCUUUGUUUGGCCUCAUUUUAUGUUGCUUGAUCUUUGAAAUUUUGAGUGAAAGAAAAUUAAUAGGUUCAAAUGAAAUUGGCCUUUAGAGCAUGAGUGCUUGUUCCCAUGAACAAACCUUUCCCUCCCCUUUCUCUUUUCCUGGACUGGAACACAGGAAACCAGAGCCAGAAGUUCUCACCCUCUAUCUGUGAUGCCCUGAGAUUAUUUCUGCUUUGCUUUAUGCCUGAAAGCUGACAGUCUUCCCCCAUUGGAAAAUAUUGUUGUACCAAAUGAUUCUAGAUAAGUAACAAAGAUCUUUCCAAGCCUUAUUUUAUGUUUUUUUCUUAACUGUUUAAUUGAUAUGGUUAUGAUAUAGAUGAUAAUAUUAGUAAUCUUUGGACCUUUUGAGAGGUCAAGAGGUAAAAGAUGUUAGAAAGCAAAAUAAAGGGUGCUUUUUGGCCCAAUGGCUAGA
This is a messenger RNA of Galeopterus variegatus (Sunda flying lemur), 2322 nucleotides long. Its product is annotated as eukaryotic translation initiation factor 2 subunit 3. Bases 34 to 1452 code for a protein of 472 amino acids. Lineage: Eukaryota; Metazoa; Chordata; Mammalia; Dermoptera; Cynocephalidae. Gene Ontology annotation, molecular function: GTP binding; GTPase activity; tRNA binding. The transcript is spliced from 12 exons. Gene Ontology annotation, biological process: formation of translation preinitiation complex; positive regulation of translational fidelity. Gene Ontology annotation, cellular component: cytosol; eukaryotic translation initiation factor 2 complex. The record is from RefSeq and is a predicted model, not a curated record.